UUUUCACAUCGUGUCUUAGUUCUCACAAAGGCACGCUUCAAAUGACGGAUAAAAACCCGUCUUCCCGACUUCAAGAAGCUUCUUUCUCUUACUGCACAGGAGUCCUCUUACAGAACUCAGAUCCUGACAUUAUUUUCAAUAAAAUUUUGUGCCGCCGCAAGUUUUAAAUUUAUUGUCUCCUGGAAGCUUUGGCUGAAGACUACUCAGCUCGUCACUGAAUUAAUGGCUUUGGGGGUUCUUUUUCCCCAGUUGAGUUUCUGUGUCUUUUACGCGUUUGGUUUUAUGGUCCGUUGGAGGUUUUUUCACGCUGAGGGUGAAGAUUCUUAGUUUCAAUUAGCAUAAAAGCUGCUCCAAGGCCGCUGGGUCUUCAGUUCCAUUCUAUUCAAAAUAUUAAUUCCUGAGGCACGCAACCUGCGCCCUACUGUCCUUUGUCCCACCGCUUCUCGAGAUUAUCUUCGUGUUUUAAGAGAGAGAACGCCUUCCCGCCACACCCGUGGGCUGCAACGCACAGCGCAUGCGGCUGUUCGCUCUGGAGAGCACCACAAAACGCAUGCGACAGUCCGCCGGCGUGGGCGGAGGAGAAACGCGUCGGCGCCCGGCGGUGACGUCAAAAGGCCGCGCUGUACUUCGGCUUGUGCGGCUUCGGCAAGAAGGUUUCCUGGUCUGUUGCAGCCAUGGUCCAUUGCAGUUGCGUGUUGUUCAGAAAGCAGGCCAUCGCAGCUACAGAUUUUAAUCUGUGUAUGGAAAUUUCAUCGAUAACCUAAGACUCUUCACCAAGGGAGGAUCCGGUGGAAUGGGUUAUCCUCGUUUAGGUGGAGAAGGUGGAAAAGGUGGUGACGUCUGGGUUGUAGCCCGGAACAGAAUGACUUUAAAACAACUUAAAGACAAGUAUCCUCAGAAACGGUUUGUGGCUGGAGUAGGAGCAAACAGCAAAGUUAGUGCACUGAAAGGCUCCAAAGGAGAAGACUGUGAAAUCCCUGUGCCUGUGGGUAUUUCAGUAACUGAUGAAAACGGUAAAAUUAUAGGAGAACUCAAUAAGGAGAAUGACAGAAUUUUGGUAGCUGAAGGAGGUCUUGGUGGUAAAUUACUUACAAAUUUCUUACCAUUGAAAGGCCAGAGACGAAUAAUUCACCUUGAUCUAAAAGUUAUAGCUGAUGUAGGCCUAGUAGGAUUCCCAAAUGCUGGAAAAUCCUCUUUGCUAAGUUGUGUUUCUCAUGCAAAACCUGCAAUCGCAGAUUACGCAUUUACAACAUUAAAGCCUGAACUUGGAAAGAUUAUGUACCGUGAUUUCAAACAGAUAUCAGUAGCUGAUCUUCCGGGUUUAAUAGAAGGAGCACAUAUGAACAAAGGAAUGGGCCACAAAUUCCUCAAGCAUAUAGAAAGAACUAGACAACUACUUUUUGUUGUUGAUAUUUCUGGAUUUCAGCUUUCUUCUCACACUCAAUACAGAACUGCUUUUGAAACCAUAAUACUGCUUACAAAAGAGUUGGAAUUGUACAAAGAGGAACUUCAGACAAAACCUGCACUUCUGGCAGUUAAUAAAAUGGACUUGCCAGAUGCCCAAAGUAAGUUCCAUGAAUUGAUGAACCAACUCCAGAAUCCUAAAGAUUUUCUGCAUUUAUUUGGAAAAAACAUGACUCCAGAGAGGACUGUAGAGUUCCAGCAUAUCAUCCCCAUAUCUGCAGUUACUGGAGAAGGAAUCGAAGAAUUAAAGAACUGUAUAAGAAAGUCACUGGAUGAACAGGCCAACCAGCAAAAUGAUGCACAUCAUAAGAAACAAUUGGUUAAUUUGUGGAUUUCUGAUACAGUGUCUUCUAGUGAGCCACCAUCAAAGCAUGCUGUUACUACUUCCAAAAUGGAUAUAAUUUAAAUAUAUUAAAAAUGGUAUUAAUGGAAUAGUAUUUAAUGCUUAAAAACAAGGAAAUCCUUUCGUCUGUGAUAACCUGGAGGACACAUUAAGUAAAAUAAGCAAGGCUUAGAAAGACAAAUACUACAUAAUCUCACUUACAUGUGGAAUCUUAAAAAGUUGAACUCAUAGAAGGAGAGAACAGAAUUUGGUUAUCAAGGGCUGGUGGGGCAGUGGAGGAUUGAGGAGAUGGUCAAAAUAUGCAAAAUUUUGGUUUUAGACAAGGAAACUGAGUUCAAGAGAUCUAUUGUACAGCUUGGUGACUGUAACAACAAUGAAUUUUGAAAGUUAUUGAGUACAUUUUAAGUGGUUUUUCCAAAAGGCACGUAAGGUAAUGCACAUUAAUUGGCUGUAUUGAGCCAUUCCACAAUGUAUAGAUAUUUCAAACAUGUUACACAUGAUAAAUCCAUAGUUUUUCUGUCAUUUUUUAAAAUUAUAUUUAAAUUUUUUAUUUUGAAAGCUUUUUCACAGAUCUUUUUUUUAGUAUUAUUACCUUCUGAUACCUGUGUCAUUGUUCAAGAACCAUACCUUUUAAAGUUAUCAUUUUGUAAUUAAGUACCUCAACAGUAAAAAGUAACUAGUGGCCAGGCAUGGUGGCUCACGCCUGUAAACCCAGCACUUUCGGAGGCCGAGGAGGGCAGAUCACUUGAGGUCAGGAGUUCAAGACCAGCUUGGCCAACAUGGCUAAACCCUGUCUCUACUAAAAAUAUGAAAAACUACCCAGGCGUAGUGGCACAUGCCUGUUGUAGUCCCAGCUACUCUAGAGGCUGAGGCGAGAGAAUCGAUUGAACGCAGGAGGUGGAGGAUACAGUGAGCCCGAAAUUGUGCCACUACUCCAGCCUGGAUGACAGAGCUAGACUCCAUCUCAUAAAAAAAAGAGCUAAAAAAUUACAUUUUACAAGUUUAUGGCCAGCCCACCUAUAAUAACAUUCUCUGAUAUUCCUUUACUUAGGAUGUCCCUAUUGAGAUCAUUUUUUAAAUUUAUGUAGAAGGAUUCUGUAGAUUAUUAUUAGAAUGAACAAUUCAGUUUUGUUUGUUUUUGAGCCUGUCUUGUACCUGGUUGCACUAAAUAUAUAAUAGUUAUCUUUUGUGGAGACCAUAAAACCCUAAAUUUGAACACGUGUUCAAUGAUGAUAAAGAUAUAACAGAAACUAACAGAUAGGUGUUUGUGAUUUGAGCUUUUGGAAAAUUUUCUUUUCUUGAGUACAGUAUUUUUUCCUGAAUUGGAGGAAGCCGAUCUAUAUGUUUUGUUUUUCUUUUGUCCUAGUCUGUUUCACUCUUUUGUCCUAAUCUAUUUAAUUUCCCACUUUGUUAUUUUAGUAAGGAGAGAAUAAAUAGAAAGUGCAGGCCAACCAUGGUAGUUUGGGCCAGACAUAGUGAUACAUGCCUGUAAUCCUAGCACUUUGGGAGGCCAAGGUGGAAGUAUUGCUUGAGCCCAGGAGUUCAUGCCUGAGCAACGUAGCGAGACCCUGGCUUUCUAUAAAACAGAAUGCAAACUUUAGUAUUACCGACAAUCAAUAUAAGAGAUUGCAAUUUCUGAAUUUCUACCUGUUUCACAAAUACAAAUUGGACAUUUUCCUUUUAAAUGAGUUUUAUUAUAAAAUGUACAUAUUGAUUGUAGAAACAAAAAAUUCAAACAGUACAAAACCAUGUAAGUAAAUGAUAAAAGCUCCCUUCUUUGUGCAUUAGGCCCCUCAGUGGGAAAAUGAUUGUUAAUAGUUUACGUUCUUGCAGAAAUUUUUUAUGCAUAAAUUUGUACCCAAAUAAAUUAAUUAUAUAAAUGUUUUCUAACUUAAUUUUUUUUUACAAAAUAGUAACAAGUUAAUGAGCUUUAAAAAAAUUGUACUUCAGGCCAGGCAUGGUGGGUUCAUACCUGUAAUCCCAGCACUUUGGGAGGCUGAGGAAGGAAGACCACUUGAGGUCAAGAGUUCAAGACCAGCCUGGCCAACAUGGCAAAAACCCAUCUCUACUAAAAUACAAAAAUCAGCUGGGCAUGGUAGUACAUGCCUGUAAUCCCAGCUACUCGGGAAACAGGCAGGAGAAUCACUUGAACCCAAGAGGCGGAGGUUGCAGUGAGCUGAGAUCGCGCCAUUGCACUCCAGCCUGGAGGACAAGAGGGAGACUUCUGAAAACAAACAAACAAACAAGAAAAUACUUCAAAAAUUAUUCUUCAAUGCUGUUUUUAAAUUAGAAAUUAUUUUGGAAUUUAAUGUUGCAUACAGCCUGAGAUAGGGCUAUUCAUCCUCUUGUAAAGUAUUAAAGAAAAAUAAUGCAUUGUUCUCAGCUUAAAUUUAUUUCUGAUUUGACAACAUGAGUGACAUUUUCCCAGUAUUAUUUCACUUAUAUUUGUUUUAUUUUCUGUUCCUGACUCCUACCUCCCAUUCCAGUCCCCAAACUGGCUUUUUUAUUUCUUUUUUCUUCAUUGCUCACGUACUUAUUGAGUGUCUCUCCUAUACCAGGCACUGUCCAAGGUGCUGUAUGUAACAUGUUGACGAGAACAGACAGGACCUACUGCCCUUGUAUAUCUUGCAUUUGAUAACAGAAACUGCAGGGGAUUGGAAUAGCCUCUUUCCUUAACAAGAAAAGAAUAAGAGUGAGGAAAAACGUUUGGAAUUUGUAGUGAUCACAGUGACCAAGUUUUGUAUUGGGUAUGUUUUACAUUUGUAACUUCAGUGCUAUUUUUUUUUAAGCUCCAUUAUUUUCUAAAUGUAAACAAGUAGCAAUAUAAGGAUAGUUUCAUCAGGUGAAUGUGUGGCAAAGGGUAGUAGAUGUGUGUUCAGGAUUAUUUGCCCUGUCAGUAGUGCCCAGGGUGCCACUCCAUGACUAACUGAAACAUUUUAUUAUGUGACUCACUAAGAUGUUCAAUUCAUUAGUAUUUUCUGGUUACUGAAAGUGUUCUCUAUGUAUCUUUUUUUGACCUUUGAUUUUUAUUCUGAUGGAGAAAAUCAGAUUCCUUUUUUAUAUUAUAAAAAAUAAUUUUGAAACAUAAGGACUUAUUUUGAAGUAAGUCUUUUAACAUUAUCUCAGAUGCAUUUUAUUUUGUCCUUAAGUAAGACUUUUCAUUUUUACGUUUCAAGAUGCAAUUUUCAAAAUACGUACUUUUUUGAAACACUUAUUACUGAAUAACCAGAGUAUUAAAUUCAAUGUAUAGCAAAUUUUUACAAAGUCCCAGUAGUUCUUGCAGAGCUUUCUAUAAUAUCAGAUUUAUUUACUAUCAUGAAAUAGAAGUUUAUACAUUAUUAAGUAUAUUGUACUAUGAAGUUGGACCUGUGCACUGAAAAAUUCCAAAAUACCUAUUAUAUUGUGCUUUUUGUGAUAUAUAUUCAUAUUAUUUAUUAUAGCAAGAUGAACUUUUUUUAAAAUGGUAAACAUGUAUUAGUUACAUAAUCAGGAAAAAAGUCAUCUUUUAUAAUGAGAAAAAUUAGGUCAAGGAUAUUUCGUUUCAAGUUGUGUCCAAUUAGUUUUCUUGUAAAGUUAUGUGUUUUCUUUUAUCUCAGUGCUUAUUUGCUCUGCAAGGAUGGAGGUUAGAGAUUCCUUUCAGUAGUGAAAGCUACAGACUUUUCUUGCCGAAAAAGGUACAUAAACACAUAAAAUAUUUUCCAAGCAGUUUCACAGUGUUUGCAAAGUUCAGAUUGAAAACCCAGUUUUACAAAUCCAAUCUAGAAAUUUGCAGUGUCAUUAAGGUAUAUUAAAAAUAAUUUUUCAAAGCAGUAGCAUACGUGCACUUUAAAAUUGUAGCUUAAUAAAAAUUAGCAAUAAUAUAACUUGUGUAGACCUACACAAAAGAUA
Messenger RNA from Chlorocebus sabaeus (green monkey), 5695 nucleotides. It is a transcript of the gene GTPBP10, whose product is annotated as GTP binding protein 10. Gene Ontology annotation, cellular component: mitochondrion. NCBI's taxonomy places the organism in Eukaryota, Metazoa, Chordata, Mammalia, Primates, Cercopithecidae. The record is from RefSeq and is a predicted model, not a curated record. Gene Ontology annotation, molecular function: magnesium ion binding; GTP binding; GTPase activity.